AUGGCUAUACGACAUCUCAAGUUCUUGCAGGAGCGCAUCAAUGCGAGCGAAAGGCAGGCGGGGGAAGAACACUUCCGCGCCGGUUAUCAAGAAGCGGUUGGAGAGGCACUACGUUACCUGGCAGAAACUCAAGGCUUUCCCACCGACGGCAUUUGCGCACAGCUUGCCUCUCACCUUAAAAGGCAUUGCGAAAUUAUCACAAAAGGCGAAGCGCCCCGGCACAAUAGUCGAUCGUUUGGCUCAUCGUCGGAAACCGCAAGUUCAUCCUGUAGUUCGCUCAGCUAUACGGUGAAGCCAGGUGUCAUCCAACCACCGCCCGGCCCGCACGCCUAUCCGCCCGACCACUACGAGCCGGCGCCAGACCAGUCGUACCCUUUGGAAUGUGAUCGAGUGGCGACGGCGCAGUGCGUGCCUGGAGGAGGGUCGAUGAUACCGGGGAUGAGUGCUGGGGAGGGGCUGUGUGAGGGGGCAGGGGAGGCGGGGGGGCGCGGAGCCGCCAGACGUGCGCCACAAGCGUGA
Parnassius apollo (apollo) is the source of this 519-nucleotide messenger RNA. NCBI's taxonomy places the organism in Eukaryota, Metazoa, Arthropoda, Insecta, Lepidoptera, Papilionidae. The record is from the annotation of a GenBank genome assembly.